AUGGUGAUUGUUGAGCUUGCAGGUCUAGUCAUUUCAUCAACUAAAGUCGUUUGUUCUACAUUCAUCAAUGGAUUCAAGCAUGCAGCAGCAGCCAACGCACCAAAUGGAAAUGCUUUCCAAAAAUUUGCUGGCGCUGUAUUCGGUAUUCAAUUCCAAACAAGAAUGAUGCCAGACGAAGCCAGACAAAUUCUCGGCUUUGAGCAGAAAGAUAAAUUAGAUAUUAAAUCGAUCAAAGAACAUCUUGAUAGGAUGAUUAAGCUUAAUGAUCUAGAAAAAGGUGGCUCACCAUAUCUUAAUGAGCGCUUUAUUGCAGCUUCACAUGUUCUUGCUAAGUAA
This is a messenger RNA of Trichomonas vaginalis G3, 336 nucleotides long. Its product is annotated as DnaJ domain domain-containing protein. Gene Ontology annotation, cellular component: TIM23 mitochondrial import inner membrane translocase complex. The record is from RefSeq and is a predicted model, not a curated record. Gene Ontology annotation, biological process: protein import into mitochondrial matrix. The coding region runs from base 1 to 336 and encodes 111 amino acids. The transcript has a single exon. NCBI's taxonomy places the organism in Eukaryota, Parabasalia, Trichomonadida, Trichomonadidae.